Messenger RNA from Biomphalaria glabrata, 1993 nucleotides. RefSeq names its product copine-3-like. Lineage: Eukaryota; Metazoa; Mollusca; Gastropoda; Planorbidae. Gene Ontology annotation, biological process: cellular response to calcium ion. The transcript has 14 exons. The record is from RefSeq and is a predicted model, not a curated record. Gene Ontology annotation, molecular function: calcium-dependent phospholipid binding. The coding region runs from base 78 to 1730 and encodes 550 amino acids. Gene Ontology annotation, cellular component: plasma membrane.
GCAAUAAAAAAUAUUACUACAUUUGUAUACGUGACAUAACAUUUGUACAUUCGUUUGGAUUUUUUAAAAUUAAUGUGAUGGCAAGCCCUGGUUUGAGUUCUCCACCCGCUGGAUGUGGUGCCUCCCUGGUUCAAAAAGUCCAGUUGAGAAUCUCCUGCAGAAACUUGCUGGACAAAGACAUCACCUCACGCUCUGAUCCCUGCGCAGUAGUUUGUUUGAAACAGAGCGGGAAAUAUAAGGAGGUCGGUAGAACUGAGAUUCUAAGGAACACACUGGACCCGGCUUUCACCCAGACCAUCCCAGUAGAGUACCACUUUGAGGCUGUCCAGCAGGUUAGGAUUAGAAUCUAUGACGUAGACAACGCCACCAAGAAAUUAAAAGACGAUGACUUCCUGGGUCAGGUCAAAUGUACCCUAGCUCAGAUAGUAUGCAGCAGCCCCUUCACUUCACCAUUGUAUACAAAACAUAAACAGCAAAUAACCAAUAGUGUAAUCACUGUUGUCGCUGAAGAAGUGAAGGUAAAUAAAGAGAUUGCCAUGUUUCGAUUUUCUGCAAAACAGUUGGACAACAAGGAUUUCUUAAGUAAAUCAGAUCCGUUUUUAGAAAUAUCUCGAUUACUUCCUGAUGGAACUUGGCAGGUCAUUUACCGAACGGAAGUGGUCAAGAACAAUCUUCAUCCUGAAUGGCGAGCCUUCAACUUAGAUCUUCCUACUUUGUGUUCCGGUGACUGGUCUAAACCGAUCAGGCUAACUGUGUUUGACAGUGACAAGAACGGUUCUUAUGAUUUGAUUGGAGGGGCCACAACGUCUAUGAGCGAAAUGAUCAAGGCGAUCAGUAACGAGGUCACGUGGUCUUGUAUUCAUGAAGUCAAGAAAAGUAAAAAGAAAAACUACACUGAUUCUGGUAGAAUAAUUCUCAACUCACUGCAGAUGUUCAAAGAAUUUUCUUUCCUGGAAUAUAUUUUUGGUGGACUGCAAAUGAAUUUGACCGUAGCCAUCGACUUUACUUCAUCUAACGGAAAACCUGACGACCCAAAGUCUUUACACCAUAUCAACCCAGAUCAACCCAACGAGUAUGUCCGGGCAAUCACCGCAGUGGGCGCCGUCCUCCAAGACUAUGAUUGGGACAAACUUUUUCCAGCCCUUGGGUUCGGCGCACUCAUUCCCCCAGACAUGAAAGAGUCUUUUGAGUUCCCGCUCAAUUUCAACCUUGAGAAUCCUUUUUGCUCUGGUGUUCAGGGCAUACUGGAGGCGUACUUCACCUGUCUGCCUAAGAUUCAGCUCUACAAGCCGACAAAAGUGGCGCCAGUCAUUCAGCACGUCAUCCGGUUUGCAGAAGACGCCCAGAGUAAAGAGGCUACUGGCAUGAGUUAUUGUAUUUUGUUGAUCCUGACUGACGGAGUUUUCUAUGGUAUACAUGACGUCAUGGACGCUUUGGUCCAGGCUUCCGGGCUGCCCAUGUCUAUCAUAAUAGUUGGCGUCGGUCAAUCAGAUUUCACUCAGAUGGAAGUGUUGGACGGUGACCACACUGAAAUCAAGUCCAGGGACGGCAGGCUGGCCCUGAGAGAUAUUGUCCAGUUUGUUCCUUUCCGAGACUUUCAGAAUAGACAUCCCAGUGAGUUAGCCAGCCAUCUGCUAGCUGAAAUACCGAGGCAAGUUACUGACUACUACAAACUGAGAAGGAUGCCUCCCAGCAGAACCAACUAUCCAUUUCCCGUGUAUCCAGCUUAAUACCAUGUGAAAUAAAACCUUUCGGAUAUCAGAGAAACGGAAUAGAUACUGGCCUAAUAUGUUAGGCACUAUCUUGUACAGAGAUCUAACAUGCGCUUAUGGUUUAUAUAUAAUAAUAAUAAUGUAUAUUUGAAAUGAAUAAUAAACAAGAUAAUUAUAAUUUAUAUACAUCUUAUCUUCUAAUCUUAUAUAAUACAGACGUUACUUCAAAAAAGAAGAUGAUUACGUCCUACGCGUCAUGCAUUUAGUCAUGUAUAGUGUAC